AUGGAUUUCACAGAGCAAGCGAGAACGGUGAGCUGCUUUGAAACUCGGAAGGCAGCAGUACAGCCAAUCGUCAUACGCGUUCAUCCGACGGACUCAAGAUCGAGUUUGGACACUUCUGAGCCGGAUACGAAGGACUUGCACUGUGCCCAGCCAGCCUGCUCGUCAACCAGUUUCCAGUCGUCAACAGAGUAUCUUCCACGACACCCUCUGCAUCACGAUGUCUAUCAGCCGCCGACGGCGAAAGCCUGGUCGAAGCUCGCCGAGGGUGUGAGACUUGCAUACGUACGAAGCCGAGUUACGUUGGAGCUACGGGAACACGAGCAGAAACCGAUCUCGAUUGCAGGCAAAUUCCAUCACUGCUAUAUCUACCCGCUGGACAACCGGAGUGGAAAGAACGAGCGCAUAUUGCUGGGACGCUGGGCUCCAAAGCUCCAAGUCCGGGACGGCCGUGGGAUAAGGCGGUCUGUUAUUCAGGCAGCGUCGCACAACUAUGCUGGCCUCUACCGUCUCACCGACGACGCGGAAGAAUUGCACCGUUUGGCCCUGGACAAGUUGCCCGUCGCCGACGCAAGCGCUCUCCAAUAUCUCGAACCAGCCAUGCACGAUGGCUUUGCCAAGUUCUUCUCCACUGACUUUUGCUACACCACCAGCACGGGAUACGGUUCCAAUGUCCUGGCCUUCUCGGCCAUCCUGAAUGAGGACUGGCUCGUCCUGUUCGACGACAAGUGCCAUAACUCGAUGCACGUUGCCGCCUAUCUUAGCCACGCGGGGCUCGUCAAGAAAUUCCCGCACGGCGAUUUUGAGAAAAUGGACGCAAUCCUUGCGGAAUAUAAGGACAAAUUUGCGAACAUCCUGGUUGCGAUCGAGGGGCUUUACAGCAUGGACGGCACCGUGCCCGAUCUCGACGCGCUUGCACGCCUCAAACAGAAAUACCAGUUCACUCUGCUCGCCGACGAAGCUCACUCAUUAAUGUGUCUGGGACGCACGGGUUGGGGUUGUAUCGAGGUCUGGAAUGAACAACACCUUGACCAGCCCGUCCCGACCGACCUCUUCGACCUCCGCACUGGGACGUUGUCCAAGUCAGUCGGGGCGAUUGGCGGCGUUGUAUGUGGCAAGUCUCGGUUUGCUUCUGCGGUUCUGAAGCGCCGUGACGAGAUGCUCGCCUCCGGGGCUGAUCCUGUGCCGACCUCAUCCAUGAUCCAGACGUUGAAUGUCCUAGGCCAGGUGACGCUGUUGCAACGCCAUCUUCGGAGACUGGUGGCGAUGGCGACCUUCGUGCGCGAAGAACUGCACCGGGCCGGAGUUCAUGUCUACGGCAACGCCAUCUCGCCCAUUUUGCCGGUAUACGCAGGCCGGCCCAGCAUGGCGGCCAAAAUGUCGUAUGCCCUGCGCCAGGUCGGACUGCUCGCGACGCCCGUGUCGACGCCGGCGGUGCCGUUCUGGGAGUCUCGCGUGCGGAUCUGUCUUUCUGCGGAUCACGACAAUGCCACGGUAGACGCUCUUAUCGUGGCGAUCGUGAAGGCUGCGCAAAACAUCGGGUUGAUUGGCAACGCUACGUUCGCUCCCAAACCCUUCACCUAUCUUGACGAGAUGCCCACUGCGCAGGAAGAGACCGAGGCGCGGCGCACAGCCGAGUAUAUUCGACACGUCAUCGAGCAAGACAUGGCGAAGAGCACCGGGACUCUCUGCGACGGCACCAUUCUAGACGCUGGCCACGCAGCACGCAGCCAAUACGGGCUUGGGUCUGGCGGUGCGCGCUGGGUCACCGGCACUUCGGAGCUGCACAUCGAAGUUGAGAAGCUCGCCUCUAGGCUCACAGGGACCCCAGAGGCCAUGACUUACCCGGACUCGUUCAUCGGCCUGAUGUCGACGGUCGCAGCUCUCAGUCGGCCGGUGCUAGGGUACAAGAAGCACGUUUUCCUCGUGCCGGCAUCAGCGCCCCAGGCCGUCUGGGAUGGAUUCCGCGUCGCGUCCAAGAAUGGAGCUCCCAGGGUCCAGCGGUACAGUGACACCGCCGAUGCACUCCUCGAGCACGUCCGCUCCUGCGGCCAAGCCACGUAUAUCACAUUGUUCGUCGACUCUGCAAAAAUCCAGGGUCGCCACGACGACGGUAUGACCAACCUGCGCAGUCUGCUGGAGACGGUUCAACGCGCUCGCGGCCCGUCGGGCAUGACGAUUCUGGUGCACGACGCCGCCGGGGUUGGAAGCCUAUGGAAUGACAGAGCCCAAAGCCAUGCUCUCUUUGCGAAGACGAGUACGGGUACAACGACACCGAAGCCCGAGUUCCGGGACCACCACCUCCUCGUCUACGGCUCCUUCUACGCCGUCUUUGGCCUCCCCGGUGCAUACCUCGCGGGCUCCUCGGUCCUUCUCAAGGAGCUGAGGUACACGAGUCGCGGCUACAUGUUCACGACGUCGCAACAGCCGUUCGUCAUGGGCAUGGUCGGGGCAGAGCUGCGGCGGAUGAUGAAGAUGGACGGUGGUGUUUAG
Fonsecaea erecta is the source of this 2490-nucleotide messenger RNA. RefSeq lists its product as hypothetical. Lineage: Eukaryota; Fungi; Ascomycota; Eurotiomycetes; Chaetothyriales; Herpotrichiellaceae. The transcript has 3 exons. Gene Ontology annotation, molecular function: pyridoxal phosphate binding; transferase activity. Gene Ontology annotation, biological process: biosynthetic process. The record is from RefSeq and is a predicted model, not a curated record. The coding region runs from base 1 to 2490 and encodes 829 amino acids.